GUGAUUUGUCGUUGGGCCAUCAUACCAGUUAUUCUAGAAAGACGCUGCUACCCAAUCUGCUGUGAAAAGCUAAGAUGUUUCUUACCGUGUACCUCAGCAACAACGAGCAGCACUUUACCGAAGUCCCCGUGACCCCAGAAACAAUAUGCCGGGAUGUGGUGGACCUGUGCAAGGAGCCCGGCGAGAGCGACUGCCACUUGGCCGAAGUGUGGUGCGGCUCAGAACGCCCCGUCGCAGAUAACGAGCGGAUGUUCGACGUCCUGCAGAGGUUUGGGAGUCAGAGGAGCGACGUGCGUUUCUUCCUGAGGCACGAGCGCCCCCCUGGCAGGGACUUCGUGAGUGGACCACGGCCUCAGGACCCAACUUUGAAGAGAAAUGGUGUGAAAGUUCCUGGUGACCAUCGGAGGAAGGAAAACGGGGUUAAUAGUCCUCGGAUGGAUCUGACCCUCGCUGAGCUCCAGGAAAUGGCAUCUCGCCAGCAGCAGCAGAUAGAGGCCCAGCAGCAGAUGCUGGCGACGAAGGAACAGCGCUUGAAGUUUCUGAAGCAGCAGGAUCAGCGGCAGCAGCAGCAGGCUGCGGAGCAGGAGAAGCUCCGGAGGCUGAAAGAAAUCGCCGAGAACCAGGAAGCGAAGCUGAAGAAAGUGAGAGCGCUCAAAGGCCACGUGGAGCAGAAGAGGCUGAGCAACGGGAGGCUCGUGGAGGAAAUUGAGCAGAUGAACAGUCUGUUCCAGCAGAAGCAGAGGGAGCUCGUCCUGGCCAUGUCCAAAGUCGAGGAGCUGACGAGGCAGCUUGAGAUGCUCAAGAACGGCAGGAUCGACGGCCACCAUGACAACCAGUCCGCCGUGGCCGAGCUCGACCGGCUGUACAAGGAGCUGCAGUUAAGAAACAAACUGAAUCAGGAGCAGAAUGCCAAGCUGCAACAACAGAGGGAGUGUUUGAAUAAGCGCAAUUCAGAGGUGGCGGUGAUGGACAAGCGUGUGAAUGAGCUGCGGGACCGGCUGUGGAAGAAGAAGGCGGCGCUGCAGCAGAAGGAGAACCUCCCUGUUUCACCUGAUGGGAACCUGCCUCCGCCAGGCGUGUCAGCGCCGAGUCGCGUGGCUGCCGUCGGUCCCUACAUCCAGUCGUCCACCAUGCCCCGGAUGCCCUCCCGGCCGGAACUGCUGGUGAAGCCGGCGCUGCCCGAUGGACCCUUGGCCAUGCAGCCUGCGGAGGGGCCCAUGAAAGUCCACACCCUGCCCAACAUGCGAUCUGGGGCCGCCGCGCAGACUAAAGGCUCUAAAGUCCAUUUGCUCGGCCCCGACUGGAGUCCCCACGCAGACCUCUUCCCCAGCCAGGCCUCUGCCUCUGCCCCGAAAGGCGCCGGGAGUGCGCCCGACCCAGCUGAUGAUGGAGAGGUUCCGCCGAGGGAGAAGGAGAAGAAAGUGCGUCCCUUCUCGAUGUUUGACACGGUCGACCAGGCGGCUGCGCCCCCUGCCUUUGGGUCCCUGAGGAAGAACCAGAGCAGCGAGGACAUCCUGCGGGACGCGCAGGCUGCAAAUAAAAAUGGGAAAGUACCACCUCCUGUUCCAUCAAAACCCAAACAGAUCAACUUGCCUUAUUUUGGACAAACCAGUGCGUCCCCGUCAGACAUGAAGCCCGACGGGAACCCUCCGCAGUUGUCUGCAUCCGUGGCGUCCGUGGGAAAUAAGCCCAAGCCCGCGGGGCAGCCGCAGAGGGGCCUAGCUGAGGACACAGGGCUCAGUGGGGACGCGGGACAGAUGCCUGCGCUGACGUUAAUUGGAGCUUUUUUCCUUUUGCAAUUAGUCUAUGGCAAGCCUGUGAUCGCUGCCCAGAACCCACAGCCCCUGGACAGCAUGUACUCCGGGAACCAGGGCAAACCCGGCGGCCCCGAGUCCGACAUGGAGCCGGCCUCCUCCGUUCCGGAGAGCCACGAGAACGAGAGGAUUCCUCGGCCCCUCAGCCCCACCAAGUUACUGCCUUUCCUGUCACACCCCUACCGAAACCAGAGCGACGUUGACCUUGAAGCUCUGCGCAAGAAGCUGUCCAACGCCCCCCGGCCCCUGAAGAAGCGCAGCUCCAUCACAGAGCCAGAGGGUCCCAACGGGCCGAACAUUCAGAAGCUCCUGUACCAGCGGACCACCAUCGCUGCCAUGGAGACCAUCUCGGUGCCCUCCUACCCGGCCACGGCGAGCGCAGUGACUGCCGGCCCCGAGAGCCCCGUGGAAAUCCAGAACCCGUACGCACACGCGGAGCCGGAGAAGGAGGUGGCCUCUCUGGCCCCUGAGCCCGUGUCCCCAGAGGCGGCCGCCCACACCAGCACAGCGAGCAGUGACGUGCCAGCUCCUCCCCUGGGCCUGGAUUAUGUGUCCGAAGGCACCCCAGACACCAGCCCGAGUUUCCAGAAUAACGUGGAAGAACCGAAUCCAGAGGCUCCCCACCUGCUGGAGGUGUACCUGGAGGAGUAUCCCCCCUACCCUCCGCCACCGUACCCCUCAGGGGAGCCAGAGGGGCUGGGGGAAGACUCCGGGAGCCUGCGUCCGCCUGAGAUCACCGGGCAGGUGUCGCUGCCUCCGGGCAAAAGGACCAACUUACGUAAGACUGGUUCCGAGCGAAUUGCCCACGGAAUGAGGGUGAAGUUCAACCCCCUGGCUUUGCUUCUAGAUUCAUCUCUGGAGGGAGAAUUUGACCUUGUACAGAGGAUUAUCUAUGAGGUGGAGGACCCGAGCCUGCCCAACGACGAGGGCAUCACGGCGCUCCACAACGCCGUGUGCGCCGGCCACACGGAGAUUGUCAAGUUCCUGGUGCAGUUUGGUGUGAACGUAAAUGCUGCUGACAGCGACGGGUGGACCCCCCUGCAUUGCGCUGCUUCCUGCAACAACGUCCAGGUGUGUAAGUUUCUGGUGGAGUCGGGGGCCGCCGUGUUUGCCAUGACCUACAGCGACAUGCAGACGGCCGCGGACAAGUGCGAGGAGAUGGAGGAGGGCUACACGCAGUGCUCCCAGUUUCUGUACGGCGUCCAGGAGAAGAUGGGCAUCAUGAACAAAGGCGUCAUCUACGCGCUCUGGGAUUACGAGCCUCAGAACGAGGACGAGCUGCCCAUGAAGGAGGGAGACUGCAUGACCGUCCUCCGGCGGGAGGACGAGGACGAGGUGGAGUGGUGGUGGGCGCGCCUGAGCGACAAGGAGGGCUACGUCCCGCGCAACCUGCUGGGGCUGUACCCAAGAAUUAAACCAAGACAGAGGAGCUUGGCCUGAAACCUGAUUGAAGGUAGUUAAUGAAGAAUUAAUCUGUUACCACUAAGAAGUCAUAGGAUUGUUUUGGGCACAAUCUCACAAGACUUAUUUCAAUGACGCCGUAACGUGAGAGCCGUGAGAAUGCUCUGGAAGAAAUGAAGGAUGGAAGAACUCCCUGUUGGUGCAGGACGGCGGCACCAGGAAGUGGAGCUUAGGCGGAAGUGGCCUCACUGCGCGGGGACAGGCGUGCCAGGGAGCACUCAGACACAGCGACAGCCUCUUUCCGCAAGAAGCAGGGCCCCUUGUCGGGCUCCUGGGAGACCCUUGGAGUUUGCCAGCACCUGCCCCUGUGCCUGUCCCCCCACGGGAAGGACCAGUGCCAUCACGGGCCACCCUGGGCCACCUCUGAUGGCCCCAGCACCAGCUGCCCUCGGGGGCCCCAUGAAGGCUCGAAGGUGCGCACGCCCGUGCACUGUCAGUGAAGAGCGAUUGGUAGCCAGUGAGCAGUGACUUUGUUACACGUGCUUGUAGCAUUUUAAGAAUUAUGCAUAUAUUUGAAAUACUGAAACCAAGCUACACUACAGAUAAUUAGGUUUGGAAUCUUGUUUUUAGGCCACAUUUGAAUCUAUAUUUAUUGCCUUUUGUAUCUUGGAAGUGACUUGUUACAGACUUACCCAUAAUACUUGGCAAGAUCUUAGCUGACUUUGAAAACAGUUGUAAUAAAAGUAAAUGUGGGACUUUG
Molecule: messenger RNA, 3975 nt
Organism: Myotis brandtii (Brandt's bat)
Lineage: Eukaryota; Metazoa; Chordata; Mammalia; Chiroptera; Vespertilionidae
Gene: TP53BP2
Product: tumor protein p53 binding protein 2
Exons: 19
Coding region: 75-3254 (1059 amino acids)
Biological process (GO): regulation of apoptotic process
Cellular component (GO): nucleus
Molecular function (GO): p53 binding
Source: RefSeq, a predicted model, not a curated record